GCUGACCUAUGGUUCGGUACGGUUCGGUUUCACUGUGGAGUGCGCGCUGCGUUUGCACCCCUUCGACAACCGAAACGGCGAUCGUUCACCGCGCACCCCUACGCAGGCACUGCGGGAACAACUCAUCGCCGCGUCGUUGCAGUGGGCCACGAUAAACGGACCAAACUAUACAGGAGGCAAAUAUUCGCCGUCCCUGCAGCGACCCGACUUCGUCGGCCGCUGCCUGUCCGUAGUGUAAUCGCUAAGCUAAAGCUAUCUAGCAAACUGACUCGACACAGUGGGAUUCGAUUCAACGACCUCCGACCAUCGUACUUCUGAAAAAGAGGCCGAACCCCGCUCGACCGUCCAGAGCCGUGGCCGCAGUCACACGCCCAUAAACCCGAGUGCAGGAGCGUUCGCAACCAUCGGAAUGCAGUCACCGUGCCUGAAGAACGAGUCCACGACGUUCUGCUCAGAUGUGGAGCGCCUGGUUACAUAUUCCACCGUAGCCGGGUCAAGGGUCAAGUGUACCUAGCUGGCGGUACGCGCUAUGUGUUCAGGCCACAACAACGACAAAACAAGUAAGGAUAUAAACAACCCUUCUGGGCAGCUCAUCAAGCCUUCUACGACGCCGAACAUUGCGGAAAUCGAAGAGAGAGACAACAACAACAACAACGGCGACCACGCAGCCGCCGCCAGGGCCGGGCAUGGCCGUCGCCCAACGGGGCGCCGCCAGCGGCGGCCUCUCGACGAGCCACCUGCCAUCGUCGUCGAGCACGUGGGACCCCCUGUGCUCCGCGCACGAGGAGCCCACGCCGCAGUGCCUGCUGAGGGCCCGGCGCGACAUCAUGGACAUCUUCGCCGCGCCCCCCGCCGGCGUGUUCAUCGCGCCGGAGGAGAACGACAUCACCCGCAUCGAGGCCCUGAUCGUGGGGCCCCCGGAGACCCCCUAUGAGGGCGGCUUCUUCCACUUCCUCGUCAAGUGCCCGCCCGAGUACCCGAACGAGCCGCCGCGAGUACGCCUCAUGACCGCAGGCGGCGCGCAGGUCAGCCUGAACCCCAACUUCCACCCGGACGGCAAGGUCUGCCUCAGCAUCCUGGGCACCUGGCCCGGACCGGCCUGGACGCCCGCGCUCUCCAUCAAGAGCGUCCUGGUGUCCAUCCAGUCGAUCAUGUCCGAGAACCCGUACUACAACCACCCGCAGUUCUGCGUGGAGCGGACGCCGGGCGACGUGAGCCGCUACGGCGCCAUCAUCCAGCACGAGACCAUCCGGGUGGCGGUGUGCGACGCCGUGCAGGCGUGCCUCGAUGACGACGACGGCAUCGGUCCACCGUGCCCGCCGCCGCCUCCCGCCCUGAGGGAGGUGGUGUUCAAGACGUUCGCCGAUUCGUACGACAGGUACGAAGCUGCGGUGAAGAUGCGCCUGGAGAUGACCGGUAGGCCAAUGAACGAUCCGUUCGGCAUCGCAAGGGGUCGGUACGGCUACAAGACGCUGCUGUCGCGACUGAGGGACUUGAAGGAGAGGGUCCAACGAAGGAACGAAAUUUCCGCCCAGAAAAGCGACCAAGCGACGCGUUGCAAGACUCCCUGCUAACCACGAUUCCUAUGGGAGUGGGGCUCGCUAAAACGAUUAAAUGAGGCGUCUAAUAAAAAAACAUGAAGCCUA
This is a messenger RNA of Dermacentor albipictus, 1646 nucleotides long. Its product is annotated as ubiquitin-conjugating enzyme E2 Z-like. Lineage: Eukaryota; Metazoa; Arthropoda; Arachnida; Ixodida; Ixodidae. The record is from RefSeq and is a predicted model, not a curated record.